AUGGCGAGCCUAUCAUUUCAUACUCACUCCUUACCAGAUGUUCACUCAUGCAACCAUUCCCUCUCUGCAAAACUCACUACUUAUUCAUUAAGGAGGACAAAGUUGCAAAGGGCACAGCUUCCCAUCAGGGCUCUUAACAAUACAUUGGAGGUGGUCUCUUCAUCUGCCAUGACAUUGUAUGAUGUAUUGUCUGUGUCUCAGAGCGUGGAACUGGAUGAAUUGAAGAAAGCUUAUAGAGAGAAGGUUAGGGUUUACCAUCCAGAUGUUUGCCCACCUGGUGAAAGAGAGGAAUCCAGAAAGAUGUUUCUUCAGGUGCAGGAAGCCUAUGAGACUCUCUCUGAUCCAAUGCUCAGGGCUGACUAUGAUUUUAACCUGCAUUUCAAUCCCCAAAUAAUGUUGUUGAAUAAGAGGAAUGGGAGUGUGAGGGAUUUUGCCAAGCAGCAAUGGGCAGAACAACUUCAAAGGCUUAAUAGAGGAAGAAUGCACGUUGAGAGGAACAGCUGGGGAGGAAGAAUGCGCCAUUUCAGAAACCAAACAGUGGCCCAAGUCCCCACUUAA
Cryptomeria japonica (Japanese cedar) is the source of this 558-nucleotide messenger RNA. Its product is annotated as chaperone protein dnaJ 20, chloroplastic-like. NCBI's taxonomy places the organism in Eukaryota, Viridiplantae, Streptophyta, Pinopsida, Cupressales, Cupressaceae. The coding region runs from base 1 to 558 and encodes 185 amino acids. The transcript has a single exon. The record is from RefSeq and is a predicted model, not a curated record.